Molecule: messenger RNA, 703 nt
Organism: Arvicanthis niloticus (Nile rat)
Lineage: Eukaryota; Metazoa; Chordata; Mammalia; Rodentia; Muridae
Gene: Otos
Product: otospiralin
Biological process (GO): sensory perception of sound
Source: RefSeq, a predicted model, not a curated record
CAACUGUGAUGGCGUGGAAGGACUUCCACCUUGGCAGGCUUUUCCAAGUCAGCUCAACACUCUCCCAGAUUUCUCCCUUUUCAUGUCCAAGCUGCUCCCACAGGUCCUCCUGCCAGCAAGGAAACAGAGACCUACAGUCCUCUGCUGGGGGAUGAAAUAUUCAGUUUGAUGGCUCGGGAGGGUGACGCUUCCUUCCUUGUCCCAGCCCUACUAUAAAGAGGAGCCUGAGCAUUGGCAGUGGCCCCACAAGGCUGCAGAUUGCGCUAAACAGAUCAGCAACAAGGUGGUCCUGAGGAUACUGGUCUGCACUUGGUAAGGAUGCAGGCCUGUGUGCUAUGGUGGCUGGCCCUUGGCAUUCUGCUGGGGAUUCCUGCAGGAGCCAAGCCGAUGCCAGAGGAAGCAGAUCCCAACACACAGCCACCAGCCAUGCCCUACUGGCCCUUCUCCACCUCUGACUUCUGGAACUACGUGCAAUAUUUCCAGACCCAGGGUGCCUACCCACAGAUCGAGGACAUGGCCAGAACCUUCUUUGCACACUUUCCUCUGGGAAGCACCCUAGGCUACCAUGUUCCCUACCAGGAAGACUGAGAAGUGUCUAGUCUGCUGCCUGCCUGGCUGCGCUGCCUGGGGCUGAAGGUGGUUCAGAGACACAGUGGUGGGCAAGGGUGAGGCUCGUACUCAAUAAACCCCCUCUGAAGAUGCA